AUGGCCUUUCAUAAGCUCCUGGAGGCAGUUGGCGGCCUGGGCAGGUUCCAGCUCCUGCAGAUGGCUUUCCUCUCCCUCUCCUGCUUCCUCGUGUGCCCUCAUAUUUUCCUGGAGAACUUCACUGCAGCCGUCCCCGGUCACCGCUGCUGGGUCCCCACCCUCGACAAUGACACCGCCUCUGCUAAUGGCACCGGGAUCCUGGGGCAAGACGCCCUCCUGAGAAUCUCCAUCCCGCUGGACUCGGACCUGAGGCCAGAGAAGUGCCGCCGCUUCCUCCACCCCCAGUGGCAGCUCCUUCACCUGAAUGGGACCUUGUCCAACACGAGUGAGCUGGACACGGAGCCCUGCAUGGACGGCUGGGUGUAUGACCCCAGCGCCUUCGCCUCCACCAUCGUGACCAAGUGGGACCUGGUGUGUGAGUCUCAGUCACUGAAAUCAAUGCCCAAGUUCUCGUUCAUGGCCGGAAUGCUGGUGGGAGGCAUCGUCUAUGGCCAUUUAUCAGACAGGUUUGGCAGGAGGUUAAUUCUCAAGUGGUGUUCACUCACGCUCGCCAUUGCUGGGACCUGCGCGGCCUUUGCUCCGAUGCUCCUUGUUUACUGCUCACUGCGCUUCCUGGCUGGCUUUUCUACCGUGGGCAUCCUGACCAACAGUCCUGUGCUUAUUAUUGAGUGGACAGCACCCCGAUUCCAAGCCAUGGGAAUGACAGUGACUGUCUGCGCUGCUUGCGUGGGACAGAUGAUUCUGGGAGGAGUGGCUUUUGUCAUUCAAGACUGGCACAUCCUUCAGCUGGUGUAUUCUAUACCAUUAUUUGUCUUGUUUCUUUCCUUAAGGUGGCUGGCAGAGUCUGCUCGGUGGCUGAUUAUCACCAACAAACUCGAGGAGGGCUUGAAGGAACUUAGGAAAGCUGCCCACGUGAAUGGAAGAGAGAAUGCCGGAGACACCCUAACCAUGGAGGUGCUGCGGGCGACCAUGCGGGAGGAGCUGGAGGCGGCGCAGACCAGGCCCCCGGUGUACGACUUGUUCCGCACGCGCAACAUGCGGGAGAGGAUGUGUCUCCUGUCCUUCGUGAGAUUUGCAAACUUCAUACCCUUUUACGGCCUGAACCUCCACCUGCAGCAGCUGGGGAGCAACGUUUUCCUGUUCCAGGUUCUCUUCGGCGCUGUCACCCUCCCGGCCAACUACGUGGCGCUGCUGGCGCUGAACCACCUGGGCCGGAGGGCCAGCCAGGCGCUGUUCCUGGUCCUGCUGGGCAGCUCCAUCCUGGCCGUCACGUUUGUGCCUCUAGAUAUGCAGACCCUGCGUGUGGCUCUGUCAACGUUGGGAGUCGGAUUUUCUUCGGCCGCUAUCAUGUGCUCUCUUGCCCACGGGAAUGAACUAAUCCCCACCGUAAUCAGGGCAACAGCUUCGGCAAUCAUCGGAAUGGCUGGCAACGCUGGGGCGGCCCUGGCGCCCCUCUUGAUGAUCCUGACGGUGUACUCUGCCCACCUGCCCUGGCUCAUCUACGCCGCCGCCUCCUUCAUCCCCUGCUUUGUGGUCUUCCUCCUUCCUGAAACCAGGAAUCAGCCUCUGCCCGACUCCAUCCAGGAUGUGGAAAGGGAGUGA
This is a messenger RNA of Miniopterus natalensis, 1602 nucleotides long. Its product is annotated as organic anion transporter 7-like. Gene Ontology annotation, cellular component: membrane. The record is from RefSeq and is a predicted model, not a curated record. Gene Ontology annotation, molecular function: transmembrane transporter activity. Gene Ontology annotation, biological process: transmembrane transport. Lineage: Eukaryota; Metazoa; Chordata; Mammalia; Chiroptera; Miniopteridae.